Messenger RNA from Mustela erminea (ermine), 1192 nucleotides. RefSeq names its product ubiquitin-conjugating enzyme E2 N-like. The transcript has a single exon. Lineage: Eukaryota; Metazoa; Chordata; Mammalia; Carnivora; Mustelidae. The record is from RefSeq and is a predicted model, not a curated record. The coding region runs from base 52 to 438 and encodes 128 amino acids.
GGCGAGCGGAGCCAGAGUCGAGACCAGAGGCCGAACUCGGGAUCUGACAAGAUGGCCGGGCUGCCCCGCAGGAUUAUCAAGGAAACCCAGCGUUUGCUGGCAGAACCAGUUCCUGGCAUUAAAGCAGAACCAGAUGAGAGCAACGCCCGUUAUUUUCAUGUGGUCAUUGCUGGCCCUCAGGAUUCCCCCUUUGAGGGAGGGACUUUUAAGCUUGAACUAUUCCUACCAGAAGAAUACCCAAUGGCAGCCCCUAAAGUACGUUUCAUGACCAAAAUUUAUCAUCCUAAUGUAGACAAGUUGGGAAGAAUAUGUUUAGAUAUUUUGAAAGAUAAGUGGUCCCCAGAACUGCAGAUCCACACAGUUCUGCUAUCUAUCCAGGCUUUGUUAAGUGCUCCCAAUCCGGAUGAUCCGUUAGCAAACGAUGUAGCAGAGCAGUAGAAGACCAACGAGGCCCAAGCCAUAGAAACAGCUAGAGCAUGGACUAGGCUAUAUGCCAUGAAUAAUAUUUAAAAUCGAUCUGAUCAUCAAGUGUGCAUCACUUAUCCUGUUCUGCCAAGACUUCUUCCUUUUUUGUUUGCAUUUAAUGGACACAGUCUUAGAAACAUUACAGAAUAAAAGCCCAGACAUCAUCAGUCCUUUGGUGAUUAAAUGCACAUUAGCAAAUCAAUGUCUUGUCCUGAUUCACUGUUGUAAAGCAUGAGCAGAGGCUAGAAGUACCAUCUGGAUUAUUGUGAAACAUUUAAAAGCAGCGGCCCUUCUCUGCUUUUAUUCAUUUCCCCCAUCAUGGUUAAGCACUGUGAGUGAAGGUAGUUGUCAGGGUUAGCUGCAGGGGUUUGGGUGUUUUUCUUUAUUACUUUUUUGAGGGGGAGAGGUAGUUUUAUUUUAAUUUUAUGGGCUCCUUUCCCCCUUUUUAUGGUGAUCUAAUUGCAUUGGUUAAAAGCAGCUAACCAGUUCUUUAGAAUAUGCUCUCUAGCCAAGUCUAACUUUAUUUAGACACUGUAGAUGGACAGCUUGAUUGUUUGAACCAAAAUGGGAACAUUAAACAAACAUCACAGCCCUUACUAAUAACAUUGUGACUUUGCUGUCAAGUGUAGAAUCCUUCCUUCAAGAAAAAGCUUGUGACCAUUUUGUAUGGCUUGUCUGGAAACUUCUGUAAAUCUUAUGUUUUAGUAAAAUAUUUUUUGUUAUUCUA